AUGGCACCGCCUACCUACGGAGAUUUAGGAAAGCAGGCCCGAGACAUCUUCUCGAAGAACUACCACGUUGGCGCUGUCAAGCUCGACUUGAAGACCAAAACGUCGAGCAAUGUGGAGUUUGCCGUUGCCGGCACCUCCAUCAACGACACCGGUCGUGUGAACGCUUCCUUCGAGACUAAGUACCUCUUCAAGGACUGGGGCUGCACGCUGAAGGAGAAGUGGACCACGGACAACACCAUCCUCACUGAGGUCUCCUUCCAGGACCAGCUGGUGAAGGGCUCGAAAAUCCUCGUGAACGCCAACAUCGCUCCCCAGUCCGGCAAGAAGACUGGCGCCGUCAAGACCUCGCUCAAGGGCGAGUGCUUCAACACCAACGUCGACUUUGACUUUGACUCUCUCAACAACGGAACUGUUAUCAACGGCUCGCUUGUGCUGGGUCAUCAAGGUUGGCUCGCUGGUGCCAAUCUUUCGUUCAACCCGCAGCAGGGCAAGCUGAACAAGACCAACUUUGCUCUUGGCUAUCAAGAUAAGGACAUCCAAGUGCACACUAAUGUGAGCGACGGCAAGGAGUUCCUCGGCUCGCUGUACCAGAAGAUUAACAAGAAUCUGGAUGGCGCCAUCAGUGUCUCCUGCACUACCGGCAACAGCACUCCCAUCUUUAGCCUGGGCGGCCUCUACCGAAUGGACGAGGAGACACAGAUCAAGGCUCGCAUCAACAACAAGAACAUGAUUGGCCUUGCCUUUGUACGCACACUUCGCCCUGGCAUUGCCUUCACCCUCAAUGCAAUUAUUGACGGCAAGAACUUCAACCAAGGUGGCCACAAGCUGGGCAUGGGCAUUGACCUUGAGGCUUAA
Rhagoletis zephyria (snowberry fruit fly) is the source of this 855-nucleotide messenger RNA. The record is from RefSeq and is a predicted model, not a curated record. NCBI's taxonomy places the organism in Eukaryota, Metazoa, Arthropoda, Insecta, Diptera, Tephritidae.